CGAUGGCGCCGCACGCGCUCUCGUCCGCGUCGUGGACGACCCCGACGCGACUCCCGUCGCGCCGAUGCCGCCGCGCGUCCGCCGCGCGGGGGCGUUUCGCCGCCUCGCCGUCGCCCCUCGUCGUCGCGCCGCGCGCGGGGGACUACCCCGCCCCCGAUCUCGACGUCCCCUCCAACCGGAACUACCAGGACGCCAAGGCGCUCUCCGCGAAGCUGACGCGCAACGUCGCGGACGUCGGCGCGUCGCACGCCCCGAAGCGCGUCGUCGUCGUCGGCGGCGGCCUCGCCGGGCUCUCGUGCGCCAAGUACCUCGCGGACGCGGGCCACGUCCCGAUCGUCAUCGAGCGAGGCGACGUCCUCGGCGGGAAAGUGAGCGCGUGGCGAGACGACGACGGCGACUGGAUCGAGACCGGCCUGCACAUCUUCUUCGGGGCGUACCCGAACAUGAUGAACUUGUUUGACGAGCUCGGGAUCGGGGACAGACUGCAGUGGAAAGAGCACGCGAUGACGUUCGCGAUGAGGGACUUCCCGGGCGAGUUCACGAAGUUCAACUUCCCGAAGGGCGUGCCGGCGCCGUUUAACAUGGCGUACGCGAUCCUAUCCAACGACCGGAUGCUGUCGCCGGCGGAGAAGCUCCGGACCGGCGCGCCGCUCGUGCCGAUGCUGCUGGGCGGGCAGGACUACAUCGACGCGCAGGACGAGCUCAGCGUCCAGGAGUGGAUGCGUCGGAACUUCAUGCCCGAACGCGUGCGCGAGGAGCUCUUCAUCGCGAUGGGAAAGGCGCUGGAUUUCAUCGACUCGGAUAAGCUCUCGAUGACGGUCAUCCUGACCGCGAUGAACCGGUUCAUCAACGAGACGCACGGGUCGAAGACGGCGUUUCUGGACGGGAACCAGCCCGACCGCCUGUGCGCGCCGAUGGCGGAGCACUUCGUGAGCAGAGGCGGAUCCGUGAGGCUCGGCGCUGGAAUGAAAAAGUUUUUGACGACGGACGACAGCGUGAGCGUGACCGGGAUCGAGCUCGUUAGCGGCGAGGUCGUGACCGGGGAUCACUACGUCAGCGCGAUGCCCGUGGACGCGCUGAAGCUGCUGCUUCCGGAGCCGUGGAAGCGCGCGCCGUUCUUCGCGCAGCUGAAGGAGCUCGAGGGCAUUCCGGUCAUCAACGUCCACCUCUGGUUCGAUCGAAAGCUGCGUCCGUACGACGGUCUCGUGUUCUCACGGUCGAAGUUGCUCUCCGUGUACGCGGACAUGUCCGAGUGCUGCGCGGAGUACGCGGACGCGGAGCGGUCGAUGCUCGAGUUGGUGUUCGCGCCGUGCGACGAGCGAGCGGGGAGCGACGUGAACUGGAUCGCGAAAUCCGACCAGGACAUCGUGGACGCGACCGUGGCGGAGUUGCGGAGGUUAUUCCCGAACGAGAUCAAAGCGGACGGCACCGGCGCGAAGGUUGUUAAGCACGCGGUCGUCAAGACGCCGCGGAGCGUCUACGCCGCGAUCCCCGGGCGGAACAAGUUCCGACCGAGCCAGCGGACGCCGAUCGAGAACUUCACGCUCGCGGGCGAUUUCACGUCUCAGAAAUUUCUCGGGAGCAUGGAGGGCGCGGUGUUGAGCGGGAAGCUCGCCGCGGAGGUGAUCGCGGAUCAGUACGCGGGGCGGGUCGGGAAGCCGAUCAAGGAAGUCGACGCGCGGUAUCGGUAGUCAGCGCUUCCUCGUCGUCGCAAACUUAAGGUACACC
Micromonas pusilla CCMP1545 is the source of this 1728-nucleotide messenger RNA. RefSeq names its product phytoene desaturase (gene PSD2). The coding region runs from base 3 to 1691 and encodes 562 amino acids. Lineage: Eukaryota; Viridiplantae; Chlorophyta; Mamiellophyceae; Mamiellales; Mamiellaceae. Gene Ontology annotation, molecular function: phytoene dehydrogenase activity. The record is from RefSeq and is a predicted model, not a curated record. Gene Ontology annotation, biological process: carotenoid biosynthetic process. The transcript has 4 exons.